Molecule: messenger RNA, 780 nt
Organism: Psilocybe cubensis
Lineage: Eukaryota; Fungi; Basidiomycota; Agaricomycetes; Agaricales; Agrocybaceae
Exons: 2
Coding region: 1-780 (259 amino acids)
Biological process (GO): DNA-templated transcription initiation; RNA polymerase II preinitiation complex assembly
Cellular component (GO): SAGA complex; transcription factor TFIID complex
Molecular function (GO): transcription coactivator activity; RNA polymerase II general transcription initiation factor activity; protein heterodimerization activity
Source: RefSeq, a predicted model, not a curated record
AUGUCUCGUCCAGCGGACAAUCUCCCAGCCACUGCCCGGGCAAUCGCAUUAAUACUCUCCUCUGCGCCCUCGGUGCAGGAUGUACAGCCAGGCGUCUUGCACCAGCUCCUCGAGUUCUCCCAUAGGUACACAACCCAGGUCCUGACCGACGCGAGUGUCUACGCCGAACACGCCAACCGCGCAGGCAAGAUCGAGAUGGACGAUGUAACCCUUGCCGUCCAAGCUCGUGUCGGCUGGGAGUUCGGCGGACGCGUGCCCAAAGAGUACAUAUUGUCGCUCGCCGCGGAAGUCAAUGCGCAACCCCUUCCCGCUGUCCCAGAAGUCUUCGGUCUCCGUCUUCCUCCGGCGUCGGAGUGUCUGGCCUCGGUCGACUUUGACUUGAUCCCCAACAAACCACCCCCCGGCGUCAAACUCUAUGACGAAGAGAUCGAGGAAAUUGAAGAGUCAGAAUCAGAGGAGGAAGAGGAGGAAGAUACAGAUAUGGUACCAGCUCCUAUCGAACGCCAACCGUCACAGGAUCAGCCUAUGAGAGAAGAGGCACCCUUCCCUAUCAGUGCGAUAGCCACUCCGGCCGAUGUUGAUAUGCUUGGAACACCCUCAGGUAUGCGUAUGGACCAGGACGAGGGCAGCGACGCUGCUGAAGAAGAAGAAGACGGGUUGUUCGCCGGAGGCGACGAUGAAGACGAAGAGAGUGAUGGGAUGGAGGAGGUAUCAACAUCUCUGGUAGAACCUUCUAACGGCGUGAAAAGAAAACUUGUUGAAGAAGACGACUACGACUAA